This is a messenger RNA of Aspergillus candidus, 1092 nucleotides long. Its product is annotated as S-adenosyl-L-methionine-dependent methyltransferase. Gene Ontology annotation, molecular function: O-methyltransferase activity. NCBI's taxonomy places the organism in Eukaryota, Fungi, Ascomycota, Eurotiomycetes, Eurotiales, Aspergillaceae. The transcript is spliced from 7 exons. The record is from RefSeq and is a predicted model, not a curated record. Bases 1 to 1092 code for a protein of 363 amino acids.
AUGAGCGUGGCUCUCCAGUUGUUCUCUUCUUCCGGCAAUCUCGAAGCUCUGGACCUGCAGCAGCGAGCUGAGCUUUAUCAAGCUUGCGAUCGAUUGAGGAGCCAAUGUGAACCUCCUUGGGAUAAGACCCUCAGGCUUCUCUAUACGUGCCACCAAGCCAUCGCAGUUCGUCUCGCGGUAGAUCUGAAGCUCUUCGAUGCAAUCAUCAAGCGCUCGUCUGAGAAUGAAGAUGGCAAGGUGCGCGUUAGCCAGCUUUCGGAAGAUGUUCAAGCCGAUCCAAAGCUUGUUGGGCGGAUCAUGAAGUCCCUCGUACCUGUGGACAUUCUCAAGCAACAUAACCCUGACACUUUCUCUCCCACGACAUUUACAGCGGCUUAUACUUCAUCGUGUUGGAUGUCUGCAGCAGUGAUCUUCUUCACUCACCUCUUUCUCUUCGUUGCCCAGCUUCCCGAGUAUUUCAUGCAGAAAGGCUGGAAGAAUCCAGAUAAUAUUGAAGACUCCCCAUUCAAUUUUGCAGUCGGCUCCGACCGUGGAUACUUUCAUUACAUGUCGUCAAACCCUUAUUACCAAAACACAUUCGACACCGUAAUGGCCUCGCCGUAUCGUCGCGACGAGAAGAGUUGGCUGGACUUUUUCCCAGUUGAGGAGAAACUACAGACCUUCCGCGAAAAGUUCUCUAGUUUGCCGGGCAGACUUGUUCUGCAGGACUUACCACAUAUCCAAGCCCACAAUUUCUUCGACGAACAGCCUAUCAAACGCGCAAAGGCGUACUACCUCCGCACUGUUCUCCACAACUGGCCGGACAAGCAGGUCAUGGAGAUUUUGUCGAGACCUCGUGAGGCAAUGAGCCCCAACUCUUUGCUCUUGAUUCAUGAGAAAGCUAUGCCGGAGACCAAUGUUCCAUGGGUGGCUGCUAUUGGCGACAUGACUAUGAUGACUGCUUUCUCGUCAGCGGAACGAACCAAAAAAGAGUGGGAAUCUCUGCUGAACAAGGCUGGAUUCAAGAUCAAUGCGGUUUGGAAACCUGAGGGCACUUCCGCGCAGCAGCUGGUUCUUAUAGAAGGUGCACUCCAGUCAUUUGAAUUUGAGUAA